Messenger RNA from Debaryomyces hansenii CBS767, 2712 nucleotides. RefSeq names its product metallo-aminopeptidase (gene APE2). The transcript has a single exon. Gene Ontology annotation, biological process: peptide catabolic process; proteolysis. NCBI's taxonomy places the organism in Eukaryota, Fungi, Ascomycota, Pichiomycetes, Serinales, Debaryomycetaceae. Bases 1 to 2712 code for a protein of 903 amino acids. Gene Ontology annotation, molecular function: zinc ion binding; metalloaminopeptidase activity; peptide binding. Gene Ontology annotation, cellular component: cytoplasm. The record is from RefSeq and is a predicted model, not a curated record.
AUGUGUAAUUCUAAUAAAAAACCUUAUUAUGAAGCGUUGCCUGCUUCUUUAAAGCCUUAUCAUUAUGAUUUAUCCAUCAGUGAUAUCAAUGUUGAGAAGGAGACAUUUAAAGGAAAAGUGGUAAUUUACUUCACAAUUGUGGAAGAAACAAAGGAAUUGCAUUUAAACUAUAGAGAUUUGUCAGUGUCACAAGAUAAAAUUAAUAUAGUUUUGCAAUGCAAUGAUUCUACUAAGGAUAUUGGUGUUACUUCAAUUGAAGAAUUUAAAGAGAAAGAGUAUUUUAUAAUCAAGUUUGAUGAAACCGUAAAGCCUAUGAAUAAUUCCAAGUUGAUUGUCACAUUGAAUUUUGAUGCUAUAAUUCAGACUAAUAUGGCUGGUUUUUACAAAUCUGGUUAUAAAGAAAGUGGCGUUGAAAAGAUUAUGUUGUCUACUCAAUUUGAAGCUACUGAUGCCAGAAGAGCUUUCCCAUGUCUUGAUGAGCCUGCAUUGAAAGCUACGUUUAGUGUUGAUUUAAUAGUUUCACAGGAAUGGACAACUUUAGGAAAUAUGCCGAUAUUUGAAGAAAAAUCAAUUGGAUCGAACUUGAAAACGGUGAAGUUUGAGAAAACACCAAUAAUGUCUACUUACUUGUUGGCAUGGGCUUGCGGUGAAUUCGAGUAUAUUGAAUCAUUUACGGAUGGUGUUUAUCAAAACGAUAAGCCAUUGCCUGUUCGUAUUUAUACUACGAAAGGUUAUAAGGAAGAAGCUAAGCUUGCCUCAGAGAUAGCUCCUAAGAUCAUAGAUUACUUCUCGAAAAUCUUCGAAAUCAAAUAUCCUUUACCAAAACUCGACUUAAUUGCUGUUCAUUCGUUUUCUCAUAAUGCCAUGGAAAACUGGGGUCUAGUUACUUACCGUAGUACCGCAUUAUUAUAUUCUGAAACUAAAUCUGAUCCAUCAUAUAAGCAAAAGGUUGCCUACGUUGUUGCUCACGAGUUAGCCCAUCAAUGGUUCGGUAAUUUGGUUACGAUGAAAUGGUGGGAUGAAUUAUGGCUUAAUGAAGGUUUUGCCACUUGGGUAGGUUUUGCUGCUGUCGAUUAUUUAUUCCCUGAGUGGGAUAUAUUUAGCGGAUUUGUUUCUGAAUCCUUACAACAAGCUCUCAAUUUAGAUGGUUUAAGAAAUUCACACCCAAUUGAAGUCCCUGUUGUGGAUGCUUUAGACAUUGAUCAAGUCUUUGAUGCGAUUUCUUAUUUAAAAGGUGCUUCAACUAUAUUAAUGAUUUCAAACUCUCUUGGAACUGAAAUAUUUUUGAAGGGUGUCGCAAACUACUUAAAUAAGAACAAGUUCAGUAAUGCUACUUCCCAUGACUUAUGGUCUUCGAUCAGUGAAGUUUCUGGUAGACCAGUUAACGAGAUGAUGGAAUCAUGGAUCAAGAAAAUUGGGUUCCCUAUUGUUAAUGUAGAUUUGAAUUCCGCUGCUAAACAAUUGACUAUCAAGCAAUCAAGAUUUUUGAAUAGUGGAGAUUUAGAAGAUGAAGAAAACCAUACCAAAUGGUGGAUUCCUUUAAAUAUUUCCAAUGGACCCUCUAUUGGCGAUAAGUUAUCGUUAGAUCCAAACGAAAUUUCUCCUGGUUCUGCUAACGUUACAAUAAAUGAUUUCCCAUUGACUAAUGAUUUCUUCAAAUUGAAUAAAGAUACAGCGGGUGUUUAUCGUGUGAAUUAUUCGCCACAGGUAAUGGAACACAAUAUUUUACCAUUUUUCAAUAAAUUAUCUGGUAAGGAUAAGGUGGGUAUUAUUGCGGAUGUGGCAUCUAUCGCUGUCUCUGGUGACAGAUUUACUUCCACAACCACAUUAUUAAAAUUAAUUAAGUCAGUGAUAGAUUCUGAUUCCAUUGGUGAUGAAUACGUUGUUUGGUUAGAGUUAGGUAAAAGAUUGGAUCAUAUUUUAGUUUCCUUCGCUGGUAUGGAUGAGCGUGUAUCGAUAGGCUUAAAAAACUUUGCAAAAUCAGUUUAUGAAAAAGUGUCUGUCAACUUUUUAAAUGAAUUAGAAAAGAAUAAAAUAGACGAUUCUCAAUUCUUGAGGACCAAAUUAAGAGCAGAAAUAUUGGGUAAGUCUGGAUUGCUUUCAAUUACUGAAAGUGAAGAUUAUGCUUUGAGGUUAUUUAACGAAUGGAAAUCAGGAAAGCCUAUUCAUCCAUCAUUGAGAGCUUUUGUCUUCUCGACUAUUGUCUCUUCUAAACGGUUAAUUGAUAGCGAAAAGUUUGGAUUAAUCUUACACGAAGUAACACACCCCACUUCUUUGGAUUCGCGAGAAAUAGCGCUAGAGUCAUUAGGUCAUAUUAAUGAUAAAGAAUUAUCCCAGAAAUUAAUAGGAUAUUUAAUAAAUCCGGAUGUCGUUCCAACCAUGGAUUCACACUUCUUAGGACGUUCGUUAUCAACAAAUGCCACUACAAAAGAUGAAUUUUGGAAGUUUUUCAAAGAAAAUUAUGAUGAAUUUUAUAAAUUAAUGUCAACGAAUAUGGUUGUCUUAGAUCGAUUCAUCAAACUUACUUUGGGUAAAUAUCAAUCUAUGGCAAUGUAUAACGAGAUAAAGAAUUUUUUCAGCCGGAAGGAUGUCCACGGUUUUGAAAGAUCAUAUAAACAGGUUUUAGACAAUAUUCUUAUCAAUUCCUCAUGGGUUGAAAGAGACUUAGAUGAAGUCAAGGAAUGGUUGCAAGCAAAUGGUUAUAUAAAUUAG